This is a messenger RNA of Morus notabilis, 2301 nucleotides long. Its product is annotated as zinc finger MYND domain-containing protein 15. NCBI's taxonomy places the organism in Eukaryota, Viridiplantae, Streptophyta, Magnoliopsida, Rosales, Moraceae. The record is from RefSeq and is a predicted model, not a curated record. The transcript has 2 exons. Bases 103 to 2001 code for a protein of 632 amino acids.
UCUCAGUUCGGCGAUGGAAACUGAAUUAGCUGAGGAUAGUGAUCUUUCUAUUGGGAUUUUGUUCAAGUCAAAGAAUUGGUUAGAUCAGGUACAACAGCCAAAAUGGAUUUGCAUUUGAAGAGCCUGUUUGGUAGAUUUCAGGAGCAAUUUGGUUCUGGUCCGGGGCUUGGCCCGGGAUCCGGAACAUGUCUCAUGAAAGUAGAAGGUGUUGCUCCUAAUUUUAUUAAGUCUGUGUUUAAAGCUGCUGCUGCUCUGUAUAGGACUGAUCCGUGGAAAAGAUUGCGCCCAGGGCAUCUUUUCGGCAUUCGGGUUGGGAAGGAUUCAGAUUGGUCUGGCAAGAAACAGCCUUUCCCAUGUGUGCAAUUCGUUGGAGGGGAUGGUGGGGAUGUUGGCUUUAACAUGUUUAGGUCCGAAAAUGAUGCUAAGAAGAUGACGGGCUCGACCGAGACUGUACAAGUUCCUAACAUAGAGCUUUUGAGGGUCACGUAUGAACCUGAGUCGUUGAUGUUCCCCUCGAAUCGCAAAAUGAUUAAGUCGCUGUCACUGGAAGUGUCGGGGACUAAUCGUUUUCCGGUGAUCGAUGUUGCUCGUUGUGCGUCUUCUGGAUCUCUUCAGUUUAGGAAUCCAACUCUUGAAGAGCUUAGGUUUGUCUAUGCCGCCAUGAAAGCCAUUGCUUUGGUGCACCCGUUGCUUCAAGUAGAUAAAGAUGGUGGACCAAAGUGGUCUAGGUUAAUGUACUUUGAACCGUUUAUUGAGACGGUUGAUGUACAAUGGCCUCCAGAGAUGGCCAAAGGCUAUGACCUUGUUGCAGUGACGGUCUCACACCCGCCUGGUCAGGCGUACGAAGAAAAGGCUAGUUCGACAGCUAGCUCCACCCCAACCAAAUAUGCAGAGCCACCAAGGGAAGAUAUUUUUGUUGAUGUAAAAUUGUACUUGAAUGGAAGCUUGCGGCAAUGUGCAGCAUGCGAGAAAGAGGUUCAUGGAGAACAGGCUCUUUGUUGUGGGCGAUGUCGAGCUGUGCUCUACUGCAGUUCUGUCUGCCAGAAGCAACACUGGAAGGAAACUCACAAAAGCAUGUGUGGUCUUUACAAGGCUAUGAUGGAAAGGGAGGAAGAACUGGCAAUGAAAAUAUUCAUGUUUCCUUGUACUGCUGACCAGCCUUGUAAGUGGCUUGAAUCAUUGGGUAUCCAUCAAAAGGGCAUGUGGAGAAGAAAGUGUAGUUGCUAUUCUCACUGCCCUUUUGGUCUCCUUCCUGUUAAAGGUGGACUAUGGGAUUCUUGGGGUGGGCUUGAUGAUGAAGAGUAUCCUCGCGACUCGCCUUUUCAUCAUCAUUUGAGGGAUGGUAUGUCGAGCCCAAUCCUUCUCUCUGGUUGGUCAGAAUACUAUAAUCUCCGGUCGCUGCCAUUGUCAAGCCCAGUUGCUGAUAUUCUCUCCCAUCCGCUGACAGUUUAUUACAUAUUGACGGCUCUCAGCAUCAGUUCAAAGAACCUCUUACUCAAAGGGAAGGAGGUCAUUCUUCACUAUUUAGGGCCAGAAGGGGAGUUGGACUGGAUGCCAGCAUUUGCAGAAGUUGGUCAUUUGCUCAAUCGAUUGGGUAACAUACAAAUAAUAAUGGUGGGGCCAGAAGUUCCAACGAAUUUGUCGGGGACAACUUCAGGAAUUGGUAGCAGAGUGAGGGUGAAUCUUGUGAGAGGUGUCUAUCAGGAGGAAGCUACCUACUUGCCUUCUCCGCAUGUGAUUGUUGCUCUAAAUUGCGGAUUGGAUAGCUAUGCAAGCUGGGGUGGAGCUCUUAAUUUGAUCAAAUCCAUGGCUAUUCCAGCCUUUUUCACAGAUCAAUCUGAGAUAUCAUGCGCAAAUGCUAAACAGGUUCUUAGAAGUACUGGACUGCAUAUCACACAUCCUGUAACACCGAACCCUUUUCGCUCGCCGGUGAAGAAUCAUGAAGCUUCUAGCAAUCUUCCUGCAUAUAGCAAUGGUUUUGUGCUCGGAGUAAAUACAUGAAUUUAAACCAUGAAGACCAAAUUUGGAUUUAUUUCUUGCAGUUGUAUUUUUUAUGAUUACAAAUUCAAGCUUUAAGCAAAUCCAACUGUUUGAUUGAGAGACUGAGAGAGAGACUAAUGAGGUGGGAAUAUUAAAUUCGUUUUUCCCAUUGCAUUUCCGAACUCUCUGUUGUCGGUAAGCAUUAUUUAUUUGUUUAUUUGAAUUUGAACUCUCUCCAUAUUGUAGAACAGUUUCAAACUGCUGAAUUUUGUUGUCUUUCAUUUUUCUACUAUCAAAACUGUAUCUGUAUUUACUUUGAAA